AGGUCACUUACUUCGGCACGGUUAUUUUCAUACCAUCAAAUCAAAUAAUCAGAAUUAGCUGCAAUUCAUAUCGCACAAAACUUGGCUAUGAAUUCAAUCAUACUAGCUAUUUUGGCAAUUUUUCUUGCCGCCUCAAUCGAAGGUCAGAAGGAUCUCAAAAAGGAGAAGAUUAAUUCCAGGCCACCAACCAGUGACGUCACAGCUAUGGCCCGUUAUGUGGUCCAUGAAGUGGACUGGGUCAUAAUUGGCACGAUAUCUACUAUUCCCCAGAUAGAGUCUCAGCCCUUUACUAACAUUCUGUCGAUGGUGGAUGGCCCUGUGGAUAACUCUACAGGAGUGCCAUACUUCUACACCACGGAUAUGGACCAGAGCUCACAGGACAUCAAACAAAACAACAACGUGUCCAUCACAAUUAGCGAAUACGAGACAGACUACUGUCAAAGUCACAAACUCGACCCCGAGAGUCCGGCGUGUACCCGAGUCACACUAGUCGGCCGAUUCGUCAAGGUCACAGACGAGGCUGAGAAAGAGUUCGCACUGAAUGCACUGUUCUCGCGACAUCCCGCGAUGGUGAACUGGCCCGCGGACCACGGCUUCUACCCGGCAAAGCUGGAGAUUGUCUACAUAUGGGCAAUUGAUUUCUUCGGGGGUGCUUCCAUAGUAAACAUUGAUGAUUAUUUCAAUGUUAAUUUGUGAGCUCCAUAUAAGCAAUCAUGUAGAAUGAAAUAUCAAUAUUGAAAUGAAAUUUAACGGAGGUUUCCAAUUAAA
This is a messenger RNA of Symsagittifera roscoffensis, 768 nucleotides long. Its product is annotated as protein CREG1-like. The coding region runs from base 88 to 696 and encodes 202 amino acids. Lineage: Eukaryota; Metazoa; Xenacoelomorpha; Acoela; Convolutidae. The transcript has 2 exons. The record is from RefSeq and is a predicted model, not a curated record.